Dicentrarchus labrax (European seabass) is the source of this 2470-nucleotide messenger RNA. Its product is annotated as RING finger protein 223. The transcript is spliced from 2 exons. Gene Ontology annotation, molecular function: ubiquitin protein ligase activity. Gene Ontology annotation, biological process: protein ubiquitination. Lineage: Eukaryota; Metazoa; Chordata; Actinopteri; Moronidae. The coding region runs from base 484 to 1212 and encodes 242 amino acids. The record is from RefSeq and is a predicted model, not a curated record.
UCAAGGCUGAGACACUGUCUAAAGUCAUUUGCAUAAAGUGCUACAAAAGGGGAGCUGACAGAGCAGGGGCAGGUGAUACCGGCCAACGGACACAGAGGAAGGAGGACCCAGAACUGACACCAACACUGCAAGCUAUUACACAGCCUCUGAGCACAACCCUACUUAUACACACACCCACACACCUGUGACUCCAGAAGACUGUUCAGACCAAUACAGAGGAGGACUCUAGCCUGGUCAGAGGCACAAUUAAAACCCCAAACUCCUUGCUGGCAUCCCAGAAGUCAGUUGACUCCAGAAAAAUGCAUUUUCAGGUGCAAUAGGAGUGAGCUGAGCCCGGCCCCUGAGAGAUAAAGAAAGGAUCAUCUGACAUCUUCUUCAGUCAACAGGAUAAUCCAGUUAAGGACACACCAAGGUGAGGAAAGAGAAGGCCAGAGGGUCCAGAGGAGACUCGACAUAGGAGAGGGUGAGCUUAUAGUUCUGAAGAUGGAACAGUCUCCGCAGAUUUGGCACAUGCAGGUCGCCCGCCAGGACACCGCUGAAGAGAUGCAGAAGAAGGUGUCAGUCGUGAGCCAGCCGGAGUGCUCCAUCUGCUACAACACCUAUGACAAUGUCUUCAAAACACCCAAGCUGCUGGAGUGCACCCACACCUUCUGCCUGGAGUGCCUCUCCCGCCUCAUGGCUGUCUCGCUGGCUGACCAAGACGGUAAUGGCAGCAGCACUCGCCUCUCUUGCCCCUUCUGCCGUCACUCUACCCUCCUGCCCGAGGAUGGACCCCCGGCCCUGACCACCAGCCACGAGGUCCUCUGCAAACUGCCCAGCCACCAGCAGCAGGAGGAGCCGGUGUGGUUGGAUGGGGAGAAGUUGUGCUACAAGAGCUCCAGGCACAACACUGAUUCGGGCACCCCUGACAGUCCCACGGCUUUCUGCGUCUGCAUUGACAUUGGAGCCAGCAAAACAGUGGACGCUCCAAUCCAGACGGGGUCUCGGACUUUUGGCCGACUGGAUCGGCUGGCAGACUGGAAAAGGAUGGUGCUCUUCAUUGUGCUCAUGGUGCUGCUUGUUGUCAUUGUGUUGUGGCCACUGCAGUGUGUAUUCAGCACUGGGAAUAUGCGCUGUAUGCGAGAACCCGUGCACCCCGGGCCUGACCCCACUACCACCUCAACUACUACCACUAUUUUCAGCACAUUCACUCGCCAACCCGGUCUGAUGUAAACUUCUAGACUGACUGGACUUCACUGUAACUGCAUUAUAUUGACACAUUAGUUAUAUCUUAAAUAUUUGGCAUUGAAAAUCUUUUGUGUAAAAUUAUUUUGUGCGCUUUUGAUAAGUGCACAUUGUAAUUGGUACACUCCGAUUUUGAACCUUCAACAGAACCAUAAAAGUCUGACUAUAGUGGCCCCCACUGGUGUUUUUUUUAAAAGAGGCUGUGGUAGACCCCUCUACCAGACAGGAAUGAAAUGGCUGAAAGCAACACAAACUGCACCAAUAUUCACUGGAAUGUGUGUCAUAUGCUGUCAGACUAACUUAAAUUAUGUUGAAUAUUUAAAUUAUAAGAACACAAAAGAAUCUACACAUAGCAGCUUUAACUCUACAAAGCUGGAAUUUAUGCAUUAUGCAUUAUACAUUUGCAGUAGUACAUUACUGAACUGCACAUACAAGCUGAUACAAAUGACAUCAAAAAGUGGAAAGAGAAUAACUCUGACAGGCACUUUCCCUAAAAUGAUGUUCAAAAUAUUUUGCACUUAAAUUGACACCUGACUUAUUGGUCUAACUGGUUUAAUGGACUUUGUUUCUUAUUCGGGCACGUAACAUCAGGUUCAGAACACAAGUGGAUUGAUUUGUUUGCUGAGUGGGUUGAUAUGUUUGCUGAGUGGGUUGAUUUGUUUUCAGAACAUUCAGUGAUUUAAACUUCACAGUAGUAUACAGCAUUAAAGUUCAAAAUGCUGACAUUUAUUGAUAAAAUGUGAGGUUUGCUUUGGAAAAUGACCACGCUCAUUUAACAAAUGUAAUCCCAAUGUGCCAACUAAGAACUCAGACUUUAUAUAUUGUACAUUUGAUUUGUGUGUGUUUUGAUAUGCCCUUGUUUACAGAACUAUAAUAAAGAAGUGAGGUGCCCGCUCACAUCAUGCUUCUGGGAAAUAACAAAACAUUUGUGCAUGACAGCCUCAUUGUUAAGAAUCAUAUCAUUUGAUGGUGAUUUGUCAUCAUCUUCAUGCAUUUUCUCUACAUUUCAAAAAAUGUACUGCAGCAUCAGUUGGUGGUUUUAAUCUGUCUGAACAGCAGGUUGUUGUAAAUUCCCCUCAAAUAACGCACAACGCCUGACGUACUUAAAUGCCAAUUAAAAAGUAGUAUUAGUUUCAGGGUCGAGUUGCAACACAGUCGAGCCAUUCACUGACCUGCUGUUUGUCAUUUCCGCCCUAUCUCAACCUUAAACAUAUGACAAUAAAAGCAAAGACCUCCUCCGUCUUGA